GGCCACUGUCCCAUGGAGAGAGGGUCACUCCACACUGGAUCCUCAGGGGCCGCACCAGACGAGCUGUCAGCCUGGAUGAACAGGUGCCGGCACCUGCCCAGGCAGAGGUGGCAGUCAUGGCUGAGGGCAAAGAGCUCAUCCUGGUGCUGAAGAGGAACCAGCUUCUGGCGCCAGGCUACACAGAGACACAUUACACCAUGGAUGGACAACCCGUGACGGUGACCCCCAACCACACGGACCACUGCUACUACCAUGGCCACGUCCACGGCUACCGAGGCUCCUGGAUUGUCCUCAGCACCUGCUCGGGAAUACGGGGCCUCAUAGUGCUGAGCAACAAUGCCAGCUACUACCUGAAACCCCUGGGGACCCCCGAGCCAGGGCACCACGUCAUCCACCGAGCAGAGCACUUGCCCAUCCGAGGUGGGACCUGUGGCCACGGAGAUGAUUUUGGGAGCACUAUUGCUGACGUUGCUCAGCUCUUCCAGCCGGUGCACCAACGGGUAAGGAGAGAUGCCUGGAGAACCAUGAAGUACAUGGAGCUCUUCAUCGUUGCCGAUCACACACUGUACAGGAACCAGAACCUCAACCUGGGCCACACCAAGCAACGGCUUGUGGAGAUCGCAAACUAUGUGGACAAGUUUUACAGGCUGCUGAAUAUCAAGGUGGCCCUGAUAGGCCUGGAGGUGUGGACAGAGCGGGACCAGUGUGCUGUCACCAGUGAUGCCAAUGCCACUCUCUGGGCCUUCCUGCAGUGGAAGAAAUCACUGAGGUCACGGAAGAAGCACGACAAUGCCCAACUGCUGACAGGGAAGACGUUUGGAGGGACAACCAUUGGCAUGGCCCCACUGGAGGGGAUGUGCAGCGUGGAUAACUCUGGAGGUGUCAGCGUGGACCAUGCGGAGCAGCCCGUCGGAGCCGCUGCCACUAUGGCCCAUGAAAUUGGCCAUAAUUUUGGCAUGGUCCAUGACAGCAAAGGCUGCUGUGGUGUCAUGGCAGCAGCCACUGGACACCCCUUCCCUCGGGUGUUCAGCUCCUGCAGCAAGAGGCAGCUGGAGAGCUACUUCCAGAAGGGAGGUGGCAUGUGUCUCUUCAACCUGCCUGACACCAAGGACCUGGUGGUGGGACGGAAGUGUGGCAAUGGCUUUCGAGAGGAAGGAGAAGACUGUGACUGUGGGGAGGUGGAGGAGUGCACCAAUCCGUGCUGCAACGCUCACAACUGCACACUGAAGGAGGGGGCCCAGUGUGCCCAUGGUGACUGCUGCCAGAACUGCAAGCUGAAGGUGGCUGGGACGAUGUGCAGGGAAGCAGCAGGAUCCUGUGACCUCCCUGAAUAUUGCACAGGUGCCUCACCCUACUGCCCAGCCAACGUGUACCUACUGGAUGGCUCCUCCUGUGCCUAUGGAGAGGCUUACUGCAACAAUGGGAUGUGCAUGACCCACCACCAGCAGUGUGUCCAGCUCUGGGGACCAGGUGCCUGGCCAGCCCCAGAUGCCUGUUUCCAGGAUGUGAACAUGGCUGGAAACACCUAUGGCAACUGUGGCAAAGACAGCCAAGGGCGCUACGUCAAGUGUGACAAGAGGGAUGCCAUGUGUGGCAAAAUCCAGUGCCAGAGCUCAGCUAAGAAGCCCCAAGGGACCAACACUGUCUCCAUCGACACUACCAUCCGCUUCAACGGGCGCGAGGUGAAGUGCCGUGGCACCUACAUGUACACUGCGAAGGAUGACGAGGAAGACCUCUCUGACCCUGGGCUGGUGAUGACAGGGACAAAAUGUGGAGAUGGGAUGGUUUGCAAGGAUCGCCGGUGCCAGAAUGCCUCCCUUUUUGAGCUGGAAAAGUGUGUUUCCCGGUGCAAUGGCCAUGGGGUCUGCAACAGCAAUAAGAACUGCCACUGUGAUGCUGGCUGGGCUCCCCCCUACUGUGAGAAGCCAGGCUUGGGUGGGAGUGUGGACAGUGGCCCUGUGCAGCGUGACAAUCACAAAGUCAUUUUGAUAGCCCUCCUGGUCAUCCUCCUGUUCUUCCUACCGGCCCUGAUGAUGAGCAUCUACUAUUGGUACCGUCGGGAGAACUCCCUCCUGAAUAAAUGGAUAAAGGAGAUGAGGAAGAGGAUCCGGGAGGCAUACAGGAGUAAAUCCAUCAGUCGGAAGUCAACCAGUGGCCGUCCCAAAGCUGCUUUCACCUUGAGAAACAUCUCCACCUCCAGCCACACUAAUAAAGCAGCACGGACUGCGUUCCUCCCCAAAUCUGGUGUUCACCAGCCUGGCUCUCAGCCUGUCAACAUCGUCCACCCUCUUCGUCCUGCUCCCCACUCCAUCCCUCCACGCCCCAGAGACCCCAGGCCUGCCAGGCCACCUCCACCAGUCAGCAAGUCACCCAUGAUCCCCACCAAAAGUGUCAUCUCCCAGGCUAAGCUCCCACCUCCAAAGAAACCUCUUCCUUGCAGCCCUGUGAGGACCCCGCUGGUGGUCCCAAAGCACCAGCCCCCACGUCGGCCACUUCCUGGAAGUCCCCUUCUGGCCAAAGAGCUGCCUCCUGCACAUGGACAGACCCUGCUGGUCAUGGUCCCUCCUACCAACUUCAAGGUGUCGGGUACAAGUGCCACGAGCCACCCCAUGAGGCCCUUAAAACCGAUGCCACCUCAAAGGCCAGUCCCAGCCAUCAAAGUCCAAUCAACCUCCUUCUCCUCAAAGAAGUGACAAUCCAAGGACAUCUGAGCCCAUCCUUCCUGAGCUGGCUCUCCUGAUUUGCACUGCUGCAGGCCACAGGGGUCUUUUAUUCCUCUCAUUUUAUUUGU
Acanthisitta chloris (rifleman) is the source of this 2791-nucleotide messenger RNA. Its product is annotated as disintegrin and metalloproteinase domain-containing protein 33-like. The record is from RefSeq and is a predicted model, not a curated record. Gene Ontology annotation, molecular function: metalloendopeptidase activity. Gene Ontology annotation, biological process: proteolysis. Lineage: Eukaryota; Metazoa; Chordata; Aves; Passeriformes; Acanthisittidae.